AUGAAGUCUGCCGUAUUGCUCUCUAUGAUCCCCACCGUGCUGGGCACAACCAUCUACUUGGCCGGUGAUUCCACCAUGGCCAAAGGAGGCACUGGAUCCGGUACUGCAGGAUGGGGCGAGUACGUCUCCCCGUAUACAUCCGCCACAGUCUCCAACCAAGCCGUCGCCGGCCGCAGUGCACGAUCGUACACUCGCGAAGGCCGCUUCGACACGAUCGCCAGCGAAGUCCAAUCGGGAGACUGGGUGAUCAUCGAAUUUGGACACAAUGACGGUGGCUCGCUCACGCCAACGGAUAACGGCCGCACGGAUUGUUCGGGCACAGGAGACGAGACAUGCACCACGACCUAUGACGGGGUGACCGAGACCGUCUUGACGUUCCCCAAGUACUUGGAGAACGCAGCAAGCACAUUCAAGGCCAAGGGUGCCAAUGUGCUCAUUUCCAGCCAGACACCCAACAACCCCUGGGAGACGGGGACCUUCACAUAUUCACCCUCGCGGUUUGUGGGAUACGCCGAGCUGGCAGCCCAGACGGCGGGUGUCUCGUAUGUGGACCAUGGAGCUUAUGUGGCGGAUAUCUUUGAGUCUUUGGGCGCCGAUGUUGUCGACGCGUACUUCCCGCUCGAUCAUACUCAUACCAGCCCUGCUGGUGCGUCGGUCGUGGCUCAGGCAUUCUUCAAGGCCGUGGUCUGUGGAGGCGUUGGUCUGGAGAGUCUGUUGAACACUGAAAGCUUUGAAGGAGAGUGCCUCUGA
Messenger RNA from Penicillium daleae, 750 nucleotides. Its product is annotated as rhamnogalacturonan acetylesterase RgaE. Bases 1 to 750 code for a protein of 249 amino acids. The transcript has 2 exons. Gene Ontology annotation, molecular function: hydrolase activity, acting on ester bonds. The record is from RefSeq and is a predicted model, not a curated record. Lineage: Eukaryota; Fungi; Ascomycota; Eurotiomycetes; Eurotiales; Aspergillaceae.